AAUAAUUGGGGGCCUGUUUUUCUCUUUGUUUUCUUUUUAGAAAUUUGAUGCUGAUCCAGUUGAAUUAUUUGAAAUUCCAGUAAAGGAAUUAACAUUUGACCAGCUCCAGUUGUUAAAGCUCGCUCAUGUGACUGCACUAAAAUCUAAAGAUCUGAAAGAAUCUGUGGUUGAGGAAGAAAAUUCUUUUUCUGAAAAUCAGCCAUUUCCUUCUCUUAAGAUGGUUUUAGAGUCUUUGCCAGAAGACGUAGGGUUUAACAUAGAAAUAAAAUGGAUCUGCCAACAGAGGGAUGGAAUGUGGGAUGGUAACUUAUCAACAUAUUUUGACAUGAAUCUGUUUUUGGAUAUAAUUUUAAAAACUGUCUUAGAAAAUUCUGGGAAGAGGAGAAUAGUGUUUUCUUCAUUUGAUGCAGAUAUUUGCACAAUGGUUCGGCAAAAGCAGAACAAAUAUCCCAUAUUAUUUUUGACUCAAGGAAAGUCUGAUAUUUAUCCUGAACUCAUGGACCUCAGGUCUCGGACAACCCCCAUUGCAAUGAGCUUUGCACAGUUUGAAAAUCUACUGGGGAUAAAUGCACAUACUGAAGACCUGCUCAGAAACCCGUCCUACAUUCAAGAGGCAAAAGCUAAGGGACUAGUCAUAUUCUGCUGGGGUGAUGAUACCAACGACCCUGAAAACAGAAAGAAAUUGAAGGAAUUUGGAGUUAAUGGUCUAAUUUAUGAUAGGAUAUAUGAUUGGAUGCCUGAACAGCCAAAUAUAUUCCAAGUGGAGCAGUUGGAACGCCUGAAGCAAGAAUUGCCAGAGCUUAAGAGCUGUUUGUGUCCCACUGUUAGCCGCUUUGUUCCCUCAUCUUUGUGUGGUGGGGAGCCUGACAUCCAUGUGGAUGCCAAUGGCAUCGAUAACGUGGGGAGUGCUUAGUUUUGAUUGGACAGAGGCCAUUGUGGGGCAUGUACCGCUGUUCUGGAUAUUCAGUUUUCAUCAGUGAAGCAUUGUUUUUCUAUGUCUUUUAGGUUUCUUGGUCCAAUGAAGCAAUAAUGAAGUAUUUUACUAUUUCACUACUGUUCUUGCUAGAAUUUCAAAAGUAUGCUAUUUAAAUCACUUGGCCAGGUAUAACUACCAGUCAUUCUCUUUACAAUGAGAAAAUUUAUUGGUUGGUAAAUAUUUUAAACUAAAUAUGUAAACGUAUAAUGUUAAACAAAUGUUCAUUAAAAGCAUAGCACUUUGAAAUUAACUAUAUAAAUAUCUCAUAUUUACACUUCUUACAGCUUUUCAUUUGAUCAGGCCUGAAAUAUUUAGUACUUGAGGAACGUGGCUGUGCAUAAUUAUACCUGACCAUGGAAGAAAUAAGUACCUCAAAUGCAUGCAUUUGCACUGGUGAUUCCAACUGCGCAAAUCUUUGUGCCAUCUGUGUAUAUAUGUGUUUUUUACAUGUGUUGACAUGCACAUAUACCAUUUUCAUUCAGUAUGAACCUUGAGGCUGCUGCCAUCUUCCCACUUAACCAAACCAAUGCCUGUGUAAACAGCCUGGGGGUGAUCCUUAAAAACUUGUUUCAUGCGUCUUUCAAAAGUUGUUUUGCAUAAAUGUUAAAAUUUCACAAUGCUGCAGGGUAAUCUAAUGUAUAAAAUAUUAGAAGUAUGUAUUGCAUACUUAGUAGAGUAGAUCAUAAUGUAUAAAUUCUAUUCAAUGCAUGCUUUAGGUUUCAAGCAUGAGAUUGUUCACGUUUACUGUAAGUCCUUGCAUCUGUGGUGCUAGGUGAGUGUGAGAAGAUGUCAAGGACUGAAGAUAUUUUGUUGCCUAAAAAAAAAACUCUGUUUGUAGGCAUUUUGAAUACGCUUAUUUUAAGUGUCUCUCACUACCUAUUACACACAGUUGCUUUGUGGGUUUGUUUUGUGUGUGUGUCUUGUACAGUAGUUAAAUCUCCAUGCAGAAAAAUAAAUGUCCUGAAUUCUCAUAUUGGUAUUCUUUAUUGGUUAAUGUAUAUCAUGCAUGUAAUUUAUUUAGGAAUGUAGAAGAUCCUACUAAGUGUAUAUGCAUGUUUUUAGGAUUAUACUAAUGUUUCCUUCAUCAGAAGCAGUUUGUUUUGGCAUAACUGUAAUUUAAGAAUGAAUGUUAAAUAAAAUACACAGAUUUAUUUUCUUCAUUAUAAAAUGUAAUUUUAAAAAGGUGUUACUUUUGUGGAAUUGGUUCUAUAAUAUUCUUAUGAGAAGUUGGAAUUUAGUACCUACCCUAAAGGGAUGGCUUGUUUGCGUCUCCAUUUUACUGCAUGUUCUUCACUAGGCAGUUUAUUCAUGUACUGACAUAUUUUGGUAGUAGCUGAGAACCUAAGACUUGGAAUUACGCAUUGUAUCUUUUUAUUUUUUAAGUCAAACAAUCCAGUUUGGGUCAGAUCUUAAUUGUGUGAGGAUAGGCUUUGAAAUCCUGUGGUACCAUGUUUGUAACACUGAUGUUUGAUGGAAAAUAGUUGGAAAUGGAGUCUUCUACAAGGGUUCUAUAUACUUUUCCCAUGUUGAAUGAGAUUUUCCAACUCUUUGGUGUGAAUUAGGCACUUUUAGAAAUCUUCUGAAAAAAUUAGUUUUCUUCAUCUGUAGACCUCUGUACAAUACAAGUACCAUUACCUCUGGUCACUUAAUUAGCCAUAUAUGCACAUUUCUAGGCCUCUUUGUUUGUUUUAUGCUUUUCCAGUUCCAGCCUCAUUUUGAAGACUCGCCAGAUGAUAAAGGGAAAGAAGAGAGGAUGAGGAAAGGAGGUGAUGGGGGGUGUGGAGUUUUCCUGAACAGUGUAAUUUGCUGAGAAGGACUUAGACUGCUCAUGACACAGACAGAACCUCAUUGCUCACUUUCUUUCCUGUCUCUUCCUGACCUUACAAGCCAGGGUUAGUGUUGAUUAAAACAUAACAGACAGUGGCUCCCCAUUUUUAUAGGACUAAGCCUGGGCUUCCAUGUCACUAGCUGUUGCCGUGUACACUCUGCGCCUGUGCUAGGCCCUGGCCACACCAUGCGCCUACACUCUCCCUGUGUGUAGCCGUGUGCCCUCGGCCUAGAAGCUUUGACCUCCCCGCAGAUGCUUUCUCCUUGCCAAACUCAUUUCUCCUUGAGCCCUUGACCUCUCUCCCCUGAGCCCUUGCUGAAACUCCUUCGGAAGGGAUGGCUCGAUCGUUUUUACUCCAUAGCCAUGUGUUCAUAUCUUGAUCACGCCGUGCGUCUUAGCACAUUCUGGGUGGGCACGGUUGAUGUUUGUCUCAUCUGCCAGGCUUCGGGCUCUUCAAGGGCGGGGACCUUGUCUUACUCAUUUUUAUUUCCACAGUGCGUGGAACAUAGUAGAAAAUAAAUGUUGGAAUUAUUGGGAUAAUAUAAUUUGUAUCAAAUGCCCUUUUGAAUUAAGAGAUUUAGAUAUGUUUACUAAGAAGGUAAACUUUGAAUUGGUUUACAUUUUGACAGUUGGGACAGUUUCUUGAUGUCAAUUUUAAAUGUAGAGGUAUAACGUUAAUUGUUUUAUAUUUUCUGGAAAUUGAGUGAAAUGUUUGAUAAAAUGCUGCCAUUGUUCUCUGGUAUUUUCUACUCUCUGGAAUUAUGUACUGUAACUGACUGAUGUAAAUGUGAGGAACAUACUCAUUCCUCUGUGGUAGUGCCUGAGGCCUCCACAGCCGCCCGUUUACCUCACUCCCAUUGCUCCAUGUGACCCUUCCCUUUCUUCUCCCCUCCAGACCCCACGCUCACGGCUACCUCAGUACCGCUUUCCUUGUCUGAAAUGCCUUCUCUGUCUUCCUUCAGUGUCCAGCUCAAGUGCCACCUCCUCCAUAAAACUGCCUCCGCUUUUGAUCAGUCACGAUGCAGACGGCCUCUAAAUCUCACUACUCCAUUUUGCAGCUGGGGUGAUAAACCCAGAGAAGUCCCCUGACUUACCAGGCCGGGAGUGGAACUGAGUUUUGUGACUCCUAAUCCUAUGUUCUUAAACUACUCUGCCUUCUGAAUUCUUAGGGCAUUUCUUAGCAUAUGCUUUCUUAGAGUCCAGCUUACUAUGUGCCUGUCCUAUUUCCCUAAUAAGAUUGUAAGCCCCUUAAGGGCAGGGACUUCUUUGCAUUCUACCACUCCUAUAGUAUUCUAUAUUUAGUUAUGAACUAGAUAAAUAAAUGGUGGUGGCAACAA
This is a messenger RNA of Equus caballus (horse), 4141 nucleotides long. NCBI's taxonomy places the organism in Eukaryota, Metazoa, Chordata, Mammalia, Perissodactyla, Equidae. The record is from RefSeq and is a predicted model, not a curated record.